AGUUUGAGUCACUCAACCAAUCAGAUGUCAGAGGUCGGUGACAGGAAGCGCUGUUGUGAAACGCAACAUUGCUCGUCGCACGGUGGAGAGGAUCAAACGCGCUUAUCGAUAGACCUUCAGCUGUUUGCAGAAGUUUGAAAGCUGAAGAUUUGAGGAUUUUCUCUUAUUUGAGGAGAAGCUGCCCGUCAGUCAUGCUGAAAGCUCUGGGACAAGCUUUUUUCUCCACCGGACUGCAGAGUCCUAAAUUCACAGCAGAGGAGCCGAAGGGUCAGGACUAUGAGAUCCGCACCUACCAUCCCACUAGGUGGAUGAGCACCACUGUGAGUGGGAUGCAGGGCGACGAAUGUACGAGCACCGGCUUCCGCAGGCUCUUCCGCUACAUUCAGGGCAACAACAAAACAAAGACCAAGGUGGAGAUGACGGCACCGGUCACGUGCCGCGUGGACCCUGGAGCCGGCCCCGCCUGCGAAUCUCAGUUUACCGUGUCCUUCUACAUCCCAGAUGAGCUUCAGGAAAACCCACCUGAGCCCACCGACGCCGACGUGUUCUUGGAGGACCGGAAAGAGUUCACUGCAUACGUCAGGACUUAUGGUGGUUUUUCCAAUGAGAACAUGAAGCAGGAAGAGCUGCUGAAGCUUUUGGAGAGCCUGAAGAGGGACGGCGUCGAAUUUGUCGACAAGCCGUACUACACGGCCGGAUAUGACAGCCCCUUCAAACUGACCAACCGCAGGAACGAGGUGUGGAUCCUCAAGAAAGCAGAGCAGCAGUAAAGUUGCACCUAGCAACAACUUGACAAACGCCCAGACUAAUGUUUGAAACGCAUGAGUCGGUAAUUUAUCGUUUAAAAGCGCUUACUGACGUUGACAAGACCGAAUACUUGGAAGAUGCAGCAGUGAUUGGUACUACAUGUCCAGCAGGUGGCGCUAACUGGAUUAAAAAGUGCCUUGAUGUUUUUUUUUUUUUUUUUUUUUAAAGUACAUCAUUUUUGCUUUUGAUUGUGAAUGUUGUUUUACUGGUUUUAAAGGAGAUUUUAUUAACUAACAGAACAAUUUGUUAACAUGUAAUGAAUAUAAAAGGGACCAGUGUGGUUUUAUAAAGCAUCUGCUGCUAUUGCUCCAUCUGGGAAUAAACAGACCAAAAAUCUUGUCCCAUCUCUCGUUAGAAUGUUCAACAACACUUGAAAAUGAUUUCAAACUUUUCCCAUUUUUGCCACACUACAGCAAAUUAUUAUUUUUUUAACCUAAAACAGUCUGGCAGGAUUUCUGUCCAGCUUCCUAGAGUCAAUAUUUUGUAAAAAACCUUCUUUCACUGCAAUCGCAAGUCUUUUAUGGUAUUUACCUUCCAGUUUUACCACUCUUAACUGGACUCGGAUCUAGAAACUGGCCGAUUCUAACAAAUGAAUGAGCUUUGACUGUUUAACUGUGAACCUCCACCACAAUUUGAAGUCCACCCCUCCCAAAGUAUUUAACCCCACCUUCCUAUCAAAGCACUCUGCCUAUAGGCCAAAAGCCUCAUGUAGUUUUCACCUGACCAGAACUCCCCCUUCCACAUGAUUGCUGUGUCCUCUGCAUGGCUUGUGCAGACAAAAGAAAUGGGACUUCCUUUCUUUCUCUCAACACUCUCCCAUAAAGGCCAGAUUCAUUCAGAGCAUGCAGAUUCUCCCACCUGAGCUGUGAAUCUCUUCAGCUCCUCCAGACCUACUAAGGAUCUCUUUUCUUUCCGCUCGUUCCGUCAUCUAACGUCUUGAUAAAUGGAAAAUGAACACAGAUCAUUUGCGUUGACUCAUAUUUUUCUACUUUUGCAUUGUACUAGAAAGUGACAACUGUAGCACUUUGCAGCAGAUCACUUGGCCCUGCUAGGCGUUUGUCAGUUUGAGAAAUCCCAGCUUAUCCGGUCUCAGACCUCACCCGCAGCCUCUCCUAUCAGACCCAUUAUGAUUAAUGACCGAGUCACUAUUUCUGGACGCGUCACACCGCUGAAGACUCAUCGUUUGUCAUGUUUCUCUGGAGCUAGUGAUGGAUGAAGGCAUGUAAAGUUAGCAGGUGGUGCUGUGUGGCUCAAACCUGCAACACUUUUAGAUAUACAGUGGGUUGCCGAUAUUUACAGGAAGGUAGUCAUAAGCACUAUAACGUGAGCUUUUUAUAUGAGUAAUUGUGUGAUGCAAUGUUCUUGAUUAAUUGCUUCUAAUAUGAUGUUGAAUGUAAAGCGUUUUCAUCAGUAAUAAAGAGAACUAAUCGAUGUU
Molecule: messenger RNA, 2242 nt
Organism: Poecilia reticulata (guppy)
Lineage: Eukaryota; Metazoa; Chordata; Actinopteri; Cyprinodontiformes; Poeciliidae
Gene: hebp2
Product: heme binding protein 2
Cellular component (GO): cytoplasm
Molecular function (GO): heme binding
Source: RefSeq, a predicted model, not a curated record